CAAAUGGUAGGUGAACUGCUAAACUGCUGCUUACCUUAUCGUUACUGAACUUUGCCUUUUGUUGCUGUCCUCUGCCUGUUCCUGACCAUUCUUCUGGCUUACCCCUGAACUGCUGGAUUGCCAUUCUGUUGCGAACUCUGCCUGUCUCUGACCAUUCUACUGGUUAACCCCUGAACUGCUGGAUUGCCUUUCUGUUGCCGAACUCUGCCUGUCUCUGACUAUUCUACUGGUUAAUCUGAACUGCUGGAUUACCUAUCUGUUGCCGAACUCUGCCUGUCUCUGACUAUUCUCUGCCUUAACCUUAUUACCGUGAAGGACUACCCUGUCUAUCAAAUGGCCCUGGCUGGUGUACGUGUGCUAGAACUUGCUGGUCUUGCUCCUGCGCCCUUCUGUGGAAUGAUAUUGGCGGAUUUUGGUGCUAAAGUUCUACGUGUGGAUAAAACAAAAAGUUCCACAAUAGACACUAUGGGAAGAGGCAAAAAAUCCAUAGCUUUAAACCUGAAAAGCCAAGAAGGAGUUGGACUUUUUAAAAAGCUGUGUAAGAAUUCUGACGUCCUUAUUGAGCCUUUCCGCCAAGGUGUGAUGGAAAAUCUGGGACUCGGUCCAGAGGUGCUGCUUAAAGAGAACCCGAGACUCAUAUAUGCAAGACUGACAGGAUAUGGUCAAUCAGGGAAAUACGCCAAAUCAGCCGGACAUGACAUUAAUUAUGUCAGCUUAACAGGUUUACUCUCAAAGCUUGGAAGAAAAGAUGAGAAUCCAACGGCUCCUCUUAACUUGCUAGCGGACUUUGGAGGUGGUGGUCUUAUGUGUGCUUUGGGGAUUGUUUUGUCCUUGUAUGAACGUACAAAGUCUGGAAGAGGGCAAGUGAUUGAUGCAAGUAUGGUUGAAGGAGCAGCAUAUCUUGCAUCUUUUGUUUGGAAGUCAGAAAAAUUGGGCUUAUGGAGUAGACCUCGUGGAGAGAAUUUAUUAGACGGUGGAUCCCCAUUCUACAGUACAUAUAUGACUUCUGAUGGGAAAUACAUGGCAGUGGGCGCACUUGAACCCCAGUUUUAUGUGCAGCUCUUAAAGGGUCUUGAACUCAGUACUUCAGAUGUUCCCCAUCAGUUGAGUUUCUCAGACUGGCCUGAAAUGCGAAAGAUCUUUGAAGAAAAAUUCAGAGAGAAAUCACAGUCAGAGUGGUGCCAAAUUUUUGAUGGUAUAGAUGCAUGUGUAACUCCUGUCCUUUCCUUUGAUGAUAUAACUAUGCACGGUCAUAACAAAGAACGUGAAUCUUUUAUGUCCAACAACGAAGGAGAAAUAAGCCCAAGGCCUGCUCCUGUUCUAUCAAGAACACCAGCAAAUCCUAGCCCCAACAGGGAUCCUUUAGUUGGUGAACACACUGAUGAAGUGCUGACAGAGUAUGGCUUCAGUAGACAAGAAAUCUCUGAUCUUAAAGCUGCUGCAGUCAUUGAAUGCCAUAGCCCUAAAGCUAAUCUAUAGUGUGCAAUGGCAUAACGAUUCAUUAUUUAGUUCCAAAUUGUGUCAUGCAAAGGCUGAACUGCAUUUACAUUUUUGUAAUUUUGUUUUUUUUGCUAUAAUAUCCAGUAUAAUAUUUUGUAAUUUCCCAAAAACAUGUCACUUCACUUUGUACAAAUUAUAUGUUUAAAUAAAUUAAUAAAUUAUGUUUUUAAAAUAUGUUAAAUAAAAAUCAUUUGUAUCUCUAAA
Bombina bombina (fire-bellied toad) is the source of this 1704-nucleotide messenger RNA. RefSeq names its product alpha-methylacyl-CoA racemase (gene AMACR). The record is from RefSeq and is a predicted model, not a curated record. Gene Ontology annotation, biological process: bile acid metabolic process. Lineage: Eukaryota; Metazoa; Chordata; Amphibia; Anura; Bombinatoridae. Bases 334 to 1479 code for a protein of 381 amino acids. The transcript has 6 exons. Gene Ontology annotation, molecular function: alpha-methylacyl-CoA racemase activity. Gene Ontology annotation, cellular component: mitochondrion.